CUCUACACUCCGUCAAAAAUCAAUCAAAUAUAUUUUUAUUUUUAAUUGUUGUAGCAGCAUUUGGUAGCAGGUGGUGUGAAUAAUAAAAUGUUUUCCAACAGUGAUUCAAUUGUUUUUGUAAAGAUGCCUAUAUCAUCGCUCAGUCUGAAGUCGGGUGCAUCUCAAAGGGUGUCCUGAACAUUAAAUAAAUUAUUAAUUUAAUUCAGUUAUUGUAUUGUAUUGUAUAGUUACGUAGUCGUUAAUAAUUCUUAAUGUUGGCAGUAUUAGUCUCUUAUCAUUCUGCUCACGAUAAAACACACUCAAAUAUCAUAUCGUUUAGUAAUAUAUUUGCUGUGUUGCUGAUUAUUUGAAUAUAUAUUUUAUAUACUAUAACUUCAUAAUACUUGCAAUUUCAUUAAAAACAAAGAUGGCAUCGUCUGAUCCAGAAAUUAAGGAUGGAUUUACUCUCCCUGUAUGGAUGAAAAGUAAACCAACCAAGGAAUUUGCACCGUUCGCUUCAUCACCCCCAGCUCCCGAAGAUUCAUUCUUUUACAUUCGUUAUCCGAAGACCGAUGCGUUGUUGGGUAAACCCAAGUUCAGCAAUGAAAUUCCGAAGGUUAUGAUUGAACAGCACAACGAAAUCGCAGCCACGGCAACGUACAGACAAGACAAGGAUUGGUCGAAACACACGAAGCCCUGCCAAGAAGUUCUGCACGGCAUUGCACCUAUUAAUACAGCUGUGAAAUCAGUAAAUGCAAAAUCCAAGCCCGCGGGGACAGACGAUGGCUUCAAAGGUGAGGGCGCGGCGUGUGGGAGUUCCGUCGUCAAGGUAGCCCACCAAAUGAUCCAGACGCGUUCUCCCCGCGGCUUCACAGUGGCGACUCCCGCGGACGACGUACCGGAGCUCACCCCGAAGGUCCUGGCUCGACGCGGCAGCAAGAGCCUGCCCGCCACCCCGGCGCACUCGCCCCCCUCCAGUCCCACGACGCGCAGGAGGAUGAACGGCAACCGGUUCUUCACGACGCCGUUCGAGGCGGCGGAGGAGGGCGGCGCGCGCUCGUGGCUCGCGGCCGCGCUGCUCGGCUACAAGAAGGACCUCGCCGCCUCGUCCUCCGCGCUGGCCGAGGAGGACGCGCCCGAGCCGCGCCUGCACGGUGGUUCUCUGGCCGAGUCCGUCGAGAGCCUCGGCCCGUCUCCGAAAGUCGACCCGAAGAUAAUAUCAAACGAGACGAGUCAACAACCCAAGCUCACGAAACCGGCUCAUUCGUUCCGCCCGAAGCCGUCGGAACUUCGUGAAAUGAACUUCUGGUCGCCGACGUCAAUGUGAAGUGUGACUUUGAUUAGUUUAUCUUCUUAUUUGGUUUUAUUCUUACUUUCGUGAAAGCAGACAUGGAGUCCGCUGUGGGUUUUGACAAUGUGACAUUCUUUAAGAUUUAAUUGUCUCUUUCAUAUGGACAAGUAUUCAGUAUUCUACGAUUGCUACAAGCGUAACAGCCCCGGUUACAUUUUGUUAGUGAUUAUGUUAUAAAAACAGUUUUAUUUCAUAUAGUCACUGCAGUUAAUCGCUAUGAUUUAUGUGCCCGUGUCGAAGUGGUUAGGUAUAAAUGUGGUACAGCCAAUCGGAAGAAAUCUUGCAUCAUGUUUUUUUUACAUAUGUAAUUUCGACAUUGAUUGAUGACCUCCUUUAUCUUUAUACUCAAAUAUCAACAAUGUGUAUCGCGUCUUUGUUAUUUUCUUGUUUAUAUGAGUUAAUCGGUUGAGUGUAGUGAAUAGAAUAUGUGGAUCUUAUAGGUCUCAAGUUCAAAUCUGGAAGUAUCACUGAGUUUAUAUGUGUGUGUACAGCUCAAAAUAUGUUGGUAAAGCAAAAUAAAUUCAAGAGAUUUUUGAGUGAGACGAAUUGAUGAGCUGUGGAUUACAUUAAUUAAUCUUGAUCGAAACUUUUAUUCACUUUUACUCUACAUACGAUUUGAGCUGGUUUACAUGAUGUCAGAACGACAGUUAUCACUUGCUGUGACGUUGUGACGUCACAACACACGCGUUGGCACAACGUAGCUGUCACCGGCCUGACAGUCACAUUGUGCUGGUAAUUCUGUGACCAAAUUGAGUUACAGUAAAUAUGUUCUAUACAUUUGUUGAUCUGAUCGAAUGUGAGCCAACUUAAAUGCUAAACCAACCAUCUAUAAUACUUCUGUUAAAAUAUACAAAUCGAUAUUGUUUCGACCAUCUUUAGCUAGGUAUUAACAUAAAUCCGUAUGUUUAAGUUUUAUUAUUAAAAUGAUAUUCCAUUAAAUUUAAGUAUCAUUGAUGUACAUCGCAACACUACACACUUGUCAUCGAGAUUCAUUUUAUACUCUUAAUGCUUUCGACCGAAAUAAUUACAUAAAUACUAAAUUGACAAUCAUUUACUACAGUUCUCUCUUUAUAAGAAUAUUAUAAGAUAUUUUGAUAGUACCGCUGAAGAGUUAUCUCGAGAAAGUUAAUUUGUCAUGAAAUAGUCGAGAAAUGUCAAUUUAUUUGUCUAAUUAUAGCAGUCAAAAGUAGCCAUAUUUUAAGUUUAGGAUCUAUUAUUCUUGUAAGUCUAUAUUAACUGUAUGAUAAGUAAUUAUAUAUAAACAUCUAUGAUAUUAUUCUUCUUGCAUGAUUCUUAUUGAAAAGUAAUGAUAGUAAUUACUAGGAUUGUUUAAACAGGAGCCCGUAUCAAUUGCAAAGGUUAUAUUAUAUGUAUCAAUUAAAAGUAGGCUUUCUCAGAAAUAUAAAUAUUUUAGAUCAAGCCUAUGUAAUUUAUAUGGAUUAUAUUUUUGUACUAAAUUAUAUGUUUUAAUAGUAUGGCCCUUAAAUAUAGAUAGAUAACUUUUGUGGUAUCUUUGUUCGUCAUGAUUGUACUGUACCGAAAUUAUAUAAUGCCAUCAAUCUCAUUUGAAAUACCGCCUUUUUGUGAUUAUAAAAUAUUUAUAAAAAACA
Vanessa atalanta (red admiral) is the source of this 2940-nucleotide messenger RNA. RefSeq lists its product as uncharacterized. The transcript has 7 exons. Lineage: Eukaryota; Metazoa; Arthropoda; Insecta; Lepidoptera; Nymphalidae. The record is from RefSeq and is a predicted model, not a curated record. Bases 407 to 1306 code for a protein of 299 amino acids.